Molecule: messenger RNA, 321 nt
Organism: Pyricularia grisea
Lineage: Eukaryota; Fungi; Ascomycota; Sordariomycetes; Magnaporthales; Pyriculariaceae
Exons: 2
Coding region: 1-321 (106 amino acids)
Source: RefSeq, a predicted model, not a curated record
AUGCAGGAUCCCGCCGACGCCGCUAUGCCGAUGCGGUGUAUGAAAUGUUGCAACUUGCAAGAGUCUCUGCUGUUCACCCGGGUCGUUGACAUACGUCUCGCGGGGAAGAAGGGCAAACGAGUGCUCUUUAUGGCACCCGGCCCCUGUGCUCAAACGCAGUAUCCCAGAGAAUGCAACCUUCGGCUCCUGUCUGUCAGGCUUCAAGUUGCACAGAAAGAGCGGGACGGGUCGGUCCAAGACUUCAUCAGUACAAACACCGAGGUGAAUGCGGGCAUUUACCGUCCAGAUCUGAACAAAUUGUGUACCAGCGCGUGGUUCUAG